Messenger RNA from Scophthalmus maximus (turbot), 3224 nucleotides. It is a transcript of the gene gdpgp1, whose product is annotated as GDP-D-glucose phosphorylase 1. The coding region runs from base 289 to 1407 and encodes 372 amino acids. Gene Ontology annotation, biological process: glucose metabolic process. Gene Ontology annotation, cellular component: cytoplasm. NCBI's taxonomy places the organism in Eukaryota, Metazoa, Chordata, Actinopteri, Pleuronectiformes, Scophthalmidae. The record is from RefSeq and is a predicted model, not a curated record. The transcript has 2 exons. Gene Ontology annotation, molecular function: GDP-D-glucose phosphorylase activity.
ACGAGGCAGAAGAUGCUUCAACAACUCCUUGUGAGAAACAUGACUCGUUUUAAGAAAAGGAAAAAAAGUUGGGUGUCAUGGUCGGAGCUGACUGACUCCGGAAGAUGGCGGUAUUGUAACUAGUUGGAUGCCGGAGGCUGCCACGAAACACCAUAGAAGAAGAAGAACCCGGAUGUUCGGAAUAAUAAGAGCAUAAGAGGAAAGGAAAUGAUUGUACCAUUUUAUUAGCAGUAGCUUCUUCUUUUUUUUUUUAAAUCAAGCCUUAAACUCCAUGUUUGUUUCCAGACGAUGUCGACAUCGAAAGCAGAUCCCACCGUGCCCCUCCGGUUUGUGUACACCAACCAGGACUUUGUCACAGACGUGUGUCGGAGCAGUGGAAACGGCCCCUCGCCGCCAGCAAAGUUCGACGCGGACGUCCAAGCCGGCUGGACUGACAGGAUGGCGAGGGGACUAUUUCGCUACAAUCUGGGUUAUUUACAGACGCGCAUCCUGCCGGGGUCACGCGGCUACGUGGCCCAGUUGAAUAUUCAAAGGGGAGCGGAGAAGCGAAAGCCUCAGGAGAUACUGAGCAUUAAGCAGGAGUUCAACGCCGCACAGUUUAAUUUCAACAAAAUCAACCCGGAGGAAAUCAUAUUUGAGAUGGUAAAUGACACAGAGGGAGACACAGCUUCGCCUGGCAGUGGACGGCGGCAACAGCCCAGUAGGAUGGUCGUGCUGGUCAACGUCAGUCCUUUAGAAUUUGGACAUUGUCUCUUUGUUCCAGAUCCAUCACGUUGUUUACCGCAGGUUCUGACACAGUUUACCAUCCAGGCGGGUAUUGAGUCUGUGCUCCUGAGCUCCGACACCGGCUUCCGCGUGGGUUUCAACAGUCUAGGAGCCUUUGCGUCCGUCAAUCAUUUACACCUACAUGGCUAUUACAUGGACCACGAGCUCAAGAUAGAGUCUGUGCGGGGCAAGCCGCUGGUUCCUGAAAAGGGUUUUUAUCGCCUGUUGGACUUUCCUGUGGGCUUCUUGUUUUACACAGAAUCAGAGGAGGUGGAGGAAGUUGCCAGAGCCAUUUGUGAAGUGACGGACUUUCUCGUGGAUGGUAACAUUGCUCACAACUUGUUCUUGACUAGAGGAUGUUCGCCCUUUGAGCACACGCAGGACAAAAAGAAUCCCGGCUGUUCGAGAAAAGGCGUUCGUAUUUGCGUAUGGCCCAGAAAGUCCUGCUUCGGUGCCAAAGAGGAUUCUGCUUUCAACGUUGCUCUUUGUGAGCUGGCCGGACAUUUACCAUUUAAGAACAAGAAGGACUAUGAGCUCAGUACCGAAAAAGAUGUGAUGGAUGUCAUACAGAAGUAUGUUCUGCCUGAUGGGGAGAUUCACAGCUUGGAACAGCAGCUCACUCGUCUUUUAAUGGAUUUUUGAUGUUAUGGAGGCCUUGUGGAAUCUUGUGCUUUAGCUACGGAUCAACUGGAUUGGAUGCAUUAUAUAUAUUUCACAGUUUUCAUUGAUCCAGGUGUUUGGUGACAUUGAUUAUGAAAAUAAUAAUAAUACAAAUAUUGGAUUUAUUACAUUUUUGAAUUGAUGUGAUUUCACGAUCUAAUAAAAUAAAAUCCCAAAACAGCUUAUCUAAAAACACAAGCGUUGCGUUUUUGAGUGUUUAUAAAUUCAUAGCUAAUAGCUAAUUCACAUUCAUAACUUCUAUGUCAUGAAUGUGAAAACAAGUUAUUGACCUCUUCAACAACACACUUUGGUUGGUCAAAGCAGGAGAAGCGCAGGUAUGAAAACAUGACUACUGACAGUUUCAAACUUUAACCACCUUGUUCAUACUGUCUGACUGUCGUGACUAACUUAUACUUGUGUUGUUCUUCUUAAGACGGAUCAGAAUAUCUGCUUUGAAGAUGCUGCCAUGUAUUUAUUAUUGAAGAUUCAUGUUUCCAAGGCCAGGAUAAUGAAGAACAGCUCAGUCUAAAAGCCGCUUUGGUCCGGAAAAUCACAUGAUCAACGCACCAGCAGAAUCAGACACGUUCACAACAACAGGAACAUUUUCCAGAAAAUUUCGGUGGCGCCUGUACAGAGUAUGCAGAAGGGAGGACAUGACAAUAAUUCCACUGCGGAAAGCACUUUGUGUGUUUGCAUACAGUCAUGAACACGCCCCACUCACUGUGAGGAAACUGAUUUUUCUGAUGUUGUAUGUAGCAAUAUUUGUGUGGACAUUUGCAUUCUCACAUACAGCCCUCUGGAAAAUUUCCGAACAUCAGUGCAUGUCUGAAAUCAGCUCAAAGGGGCUGUAAUCGAUUUUGGAAAAAUGGACAAAAUUGAAACAAGGGUGAGAUAAUUUGACAGACGCAUGUUAACUGAUGAUGCUGACAAGGGACAAGGAAAACGCUUAAUAAUCUCCAUAAUCAUAUGAUUUUGUUUUUGUUUUUUUUCUUAAAUAUUUAUACUGUCUUCUGUUCACCGUUCACUUAAUUUUCACCAUUAUGAAAAUUUACUGCUAAUUCCUGUUGGCGUGUGUUAAUGUUGUUGAUGUGUCGUUCACUCACAUACUACUAUUAACACACACACGCACAUGUUGCACUAAUGAAACGAUGCUUACAAACGUCUCCUCUGACGGCGGUUGUCGAAUCAAGCAGGAUCAUUUUGUACGCAGUAUCCCUGAAGGGCACAUCAUCUGCCACAGUUACGUCACCAAGGUAGCGGUGCUAAGCCAAGCGGUGAGAUCGAUGAGCACAGAUGCGCGCUCACUCAUUUUGCAUAGGUGAGUACAAAACCAGUGCAUUGAUCUUUUUGUUUAGCAGAUGAUGAUGAUGAAGUUUGUUUUUCUUCCCCAGUGAGACAUUGAUUCCACAAUGUUUUUUCUCAUGUCAUUAUCCUUUGAUUAUGUGGCACAUCAGAUAUUUGACGAGUAGAGCACAAAAAUGCAUACCCUGUCUACAUUACAAAUAUAUGAAUAUACAUGUAUGAUCACUGAAGAUCGUUCCUGGGCCUGGACUCUCCUAGAAAACACAGCGUCUUCCCCACUUUCUGCAUAGACUGAAGAAAGUGAGCCUGCCUCCAUCCAUCCAUCCGCGCUGUGUUCUGUGAUGUGGGAACUGCAAGACUGACUGUAAGAUCAAACAGAAAAAAAACAUGCACAACAGAUGAAACAAUUCAGUAAAGCACUGUGCUUUCACAAACGUAGGGAGGAAAAUGACAAUAUGCUGAAUCUGGGCAAUAAAAGCUUAAACUUGAAGCUAGAA